CAUGCACCUCAGGUUAGCUCAGCUGGAGAGCGUCCGAUUUUCCUCUCCGGUUCGGACGCCAGGACAGAAGAAUUAUCCGAUAGCAUAUGGCGUGUUCACUGUUCAGUCAAUCAGCAGGUAAAGCACACAAGCUGGCUGCGAAGGUGGUGCAGAAGCCAUGAUUCUUGAGCCUUUCCGAUUGAUCACUCUUCUCCUGCUCCUCGCGGCUGCCGGCCGCCGCGCCGCCGCCGCCGCCGGCGGCAGCGACGGCCUGCAGUUCGCGUACGAUGGCUUCUCGGGCGCCAACCUCACCGUCGACGGCUCGGCCGCCGUCACGGCGAGCGGCCUCCUCGUGCUGACCAACGGCUCCAUCCAGAUGAAAGGCCACGCCUUCCACCCGUCGCCGCUCCCGCUCCGCGCCGCGCGGUCCUUCUCGACGACGUUCGUGUUCGCCAUCUUCGGGCAGUACGCCGACCUGAGCAGCCACGGCCUCGCCUUCUUCGUCUCCGCGUCGAGGGACGCCUUCGCUGCCGCGCUGCCGGGCCAGUUCCUGGGCCUCUUCAACGGCACCAGCGCUGUCGGCAACCGGAGCGCCGGCGGCGUCUUCGCCGUGGAGUUCGACACGCUCUUCAACGCGGAGUUCCACGACCCGAACAGCAACCACGUCGGCGUCGACGUCAACAGCCUGACGUCGGUCAAGGCCGCCGACGCCGGCUACCACGACGACGGCACCGGGCAGUUCCGGAACCUGAGCCUGAUCAGCCGGAAGGCCAUGCAGGUGUGGGUGGACUACGACGGCGGGAGCACGGAGGUCACCGUGGCCAUGGCUCCCCUGGGCACGGCCAGGCCCAAGAAGCCGCUGCUGCAGGCCAGCGUCGACCUCUCCGGCGUGGCGCCGGGCGCGGCGUACGUCGGGUUCGCGUCGGCGACCGGCAUCCUCUUCUCGCGCCACUUCGUGCUCGGCUGGAGCUUCGCGCUGGACGUGCCAGCCCCGCCGCCGAACAUCUCGUCGCUGCCGCCGCUGCCGCCGGCCUGGCCCAAGCCACGGCCAAGGACGCUGGAGAUCGUGCUGCCCAUAGCGUCCGCGACGCUGGUCUUCGCGGUGGCCGUCGCGGCGUACGCCAUGGCGAGACGGCGGGCCAAGUACGCCGAGCUGCGAGAGGAGUGGGAGGCCGCGUUCGGGCCACACCGAUUCUCCUACAAGGAUUUGUUUCAUGCGACCAAGGGAUUCGACGAAGACAACCUGCUUGGGACAGGAGGGUUCGGAAGCGUGUACCGCGGCGUGCUCCGCAAGUCCGCCAUGGACGUCGCAGUGAAGAGGGUGUCACACAAGUCGAGGCAGGGGAUGAAGGAGUUCGUCGCGGAGGUUGCGAGCAUCGGACGGCUCCGACACCGCAACCUCGUGCAACUGCUCGGCUACUGCCGACGCAAAGGCGAACUUCUCCUGGUGUACGACUACAUGCCAAAUGGUAGCCUCGACAAAUACCUCUACGACGACGGAGGUAGGCGCCCGCUGAGCUGGCCUCAAAGACUCCACGUCGUCAGAGGAGUGGCAUCCGGACUGCUGUAUCUCCACGAGGACUGGGAGCACGUCGUCAUCCACAGAGACGUCAAGGCGAGCAACGUGCUCCUCGACGGCGAGAUGAACGGCCGGCUAGGCGACUUCGGCCUCGCGAGGCUGUACGACCACGGGGCCGUCGCGCAGACGACACACGUGGUCGGCACCAUGGGAUACCUAGCCCCCGAGCUCGGGCACACCGGCAGGGCGACCCCAUCCACCGACGUGUUCGCCUUCGGCGCGUUCCUCCUCGAGGUCGCCUGCGGGAGGAGGCCGAUCGAGCAGGACGACGAGCACGGCGGCGGCCGCGUCGUGCUCGUGGACUGGGUCACCGAGCAGUGGAGCAAGGGGUCGCUCAUGAACGCGGCGGAUGCCCGGAUUCCGGGCGGGUUCGAUCCCGACGAGAUCUCCCUGGCUCUGAAGCUUGGGCUGCUCUGCUCGCAUCCGUUGCCCAGCACGAGGCCGACGAUGCGGCAGGUCACGCAGUACCUCGACGGCGACGUGGCCCUGCCGGACCUGUCGCCGGCGUACCUUAGCUUCGCCUCGCUGGAGCGGAUGUACAACAGCAGGGAGUUCAACCAUAACGCCAUUUCGUACGUCUCAUCAGCGAGCGCGGGUGCCAUUUCUGAUAUCUCAGGCGGAAGGUGAUAGCGGUGGGUACUUGCAGAGUUGCAGUUAGGGAGUGUAACCAUGUAACCAAAGACUUAGGUGAUUUUGCCGUGCUUGAUGUACCAAAUGGUACCUUAUUCUAUACUGUAAAAUUUAUUAACAGAGAAUAACAGUGUU
Oryza brachyantha (malo sina) is the source of this 2323-nucleotide messenger RNA. RefSeq names its product L-type lectin-domain containing receptor kinase SIT2-like. Gene Ontology annotation, cellular component: plasma membrane. Gene Ontology annotation, molecular function: protein kinase activity; ATP binding; carbohydrate binding. Lineage: Eukaryota; Viridiplantae; Streptophyta; Magnoliopsida; Poales; Poaceae. The record is from RefSeq and is a predicted model, not a curated record. Gene Ontology annotation, biological process: protein phosphorylation. Bases 158 to 2185 code for a protein of 675 amino acids. The transcript has 2 exons.